UGCCACCAUGCUUAAUACCUACAUCAGAUAUUUAUGUAAAAAGUUAGGCUCUGGGUGUCGUAACAAAAGACAUGAUGUAGCCAAGCAAACAAUCCAUACUCUCAUUGUUCAUAUACUUGCCCAGCUCCGAUCCCUUUGCAUAUAUCUCUUUCAAACAUAUGCUUAUGCUCUGCUCUCGCCCAACCAUAUCUCUAGAACUAGGUGAUAUAGAUUUACUGCCAAGCACUAUUUAUCAGUAAGCUAUGAGAUAGGUGUGCAAAGUGGUAUGUGUACGAUUCAUGAAAAAAACAGCUAGCAGGUUAGAUAAAAACAAAAAACAAGCGGAGCUUAGGAACCAAAUGGUAAACAAAGGGUGUAUUAGUAUAUGUUAGGAUCUGUUAACCUAGAAGAUGAGUGGUUAUCCGGUAUAUGGAAAAAACAACUUCUCAAAAA
Messenger RNA from Linderina pennispora, 432 nucleotides. RefSeq lists its product as uncharacterized. The record is from RefSeq and is a predicted model, not a curated record. Bases 8 to 205 code for a protein of 65 amino acids. NCBI's taxonomy places the organism in Eukaryota, Fungi, Kickxellomycota, Kickxellomycetes, Kickxellales, Kickxellaceae. The transcript has 2 exons.